Messenger RNA from Dicentrarchus labrax (European seabass), 1152 nucleotides. RefSeq lists its product as uncharacterized. NCBI's taxonomy places the organism in Eukaryota, Metazoa, Chordata, Actinopteri, Moronidae. The transcript has 16 exons. The coding region runs from base 76 to 1044 and encodes 322 amino acids. The record is from RefSeq and is a predicted model, not a curated record.
UUAAAAGCAGGAAACUCACUUUCACUUCAGUUUCCUGACUGUGACGCCGGUUUUUUCCACCAUCUAAAGCUUGCAAUGAGUCAGUGUGAGGAGACUGAGGAGGUAGUCGAUCCUCCUGAAACCUCUCUGUGUGAACAACAUGGCCGCCAGACUGAAGCUCAGAGAGUUCCUCUGAAACCUAAAGCUUCCACUGGAUCCGAAUGUUUGAGUUAUUGGUCACAAGAUCACAUCAAUGCAGAAGUGGAGUCAGGGGUGGACUACAGUUCUUCCUCAGAGGAUGAGGGUGUUGUGCCAGAUGAUGUUGAUCAGUUGCAGUCUGAGAAAGAAAGAUCAGGUCAAUGGGACAUUGAUUUCAGGAGGGAUCAGUCAAAGGAAGACAUCAAUGUCAAAGAGAAACGCUCUUCUGUCAGGAAGAAGCGGAAGAAAACAUUCCCAGACAGGCCAGGAUUCAGUUUCCCUAUGGAGCGCUACAGGCCAACAUUCAGACAUGGAUUAUCAGCCAACGUCCUUUCUACAGUGUCGUGGUUGCAGGAACAUCAUGAAUGGAUGUUGGAACCUCAGGAUCUUGAGAGCUACUGGUCAACAGACAGCACUGGAUCAUGGGACAUGGAAACAGGAACAGAGUCCUCUGGAUCCAGUGUGUCCUUCAAGAGUGAUCGGUCAAAAGAAGAAAUCAUCUAUUUCAGAAAAAGACUCUCUCGUCUCAGGGAGGAGGAGGAGAUGAAAGCACAUAUCAGCGAAAGGUCUGCUACAUCCAGUGCGUCCUUCGAGAGUGAUAAUUCUAAAAAAGUCAAAGUUGAUUUCAAAGAAGGACAGUCCCCUCCCAGGGAGGACUGGGUUUCUUCUUCUUCCUCCUCAUCAGAGGAAGACGUUGCAGCAGAUGAUGGUGAUAGGGAUACAACCAGUGACAGCAAAGAGUCCACUACAUCCAGUGUGUCCUUCAAGAGUGAUCGGUCAAAAGACAAAAUCAUUAAUUUCAAAGACGGAUCAUCCGCUCUCAGGAAAAAGGACGAGACAAGUCUUUCUACAACCCCAGUUGUUUGAAGUGGGAUGGAAACAUCGUCGAUGUAACCACCAACAGUUGGUUCAAACACUUCAUCAGCCCCUCCUAUCCCUACUCUCCCUGUCUGUCUCUUUCUCUCUCCCCCACAC